AUGAUAAUAUUAAAUAAAAGAAGAGGAUUCUUUUUAUUUUAUAUUUUUCUAAUAUUAUCUUUUGUGUUUUCAACAUCAAUAUUUGUUAAAGCAUCUACAGAUAGUAAUAAUAAUAAUAUUAAUAAUAAUAAUAAUAGCAGUAAUAGUAAUGGAACUAAUAGUAGUAGUAGUAGUAGUGGUAAUAAAAUCAAUGUAUAUAAAUUUAUUUUUCAAAACAAAUGUAAUUAUACGGAAUUAAUGACGAUUCCAGAGGGUCAGUGUACAAAUUUAAUAAAUAACCAUAUAUCCAAGCAUAAUAAUAAUAGUAGUAAUAAUAAUAAUAGCAGCGAUGAUGAAUGUCCAUUUAUAUCCAUUUUUAUACCUUUUAGUAACAUAAUAAAUAAUGAGACAGCACAAGGCACCUUUACCACAAUAAGGAGUUUUUCAAAUUAUAAUUGUACAGAUUUCUUUAAAAAUGAGACACUCGAAUGUUUAAGUAAUGAUAAAAAUAAUAAUAGUAGUAGCAAUGGCAAUAAUAAAAAUAAUAGUAAUAAAAACAACACAAUUAAUUUUCAAUAUUUUAAAGUUGAAUGCCCGAAAAUAGAUGACAAUAGUAAUAAUCCCACAGAUACACCAACUUUAACACCAAAUAUAACAACAACACCAAUUUUAACACCAAAUAUAACAACAACACCAACACCAACAGUUCCACCACAAAAUAAUACAUUUAGCGUUUAUUUAAAAUGUUUAUGCCAAACUAUAUAUGUACCUAUAAAUCAAUGUAUAAAUAUUAGUUUAUCAAUACCUACAUCCACAUCGUCAUCAUCGUCAUCAUCAUCGUCAUCAUCAUCAUCAACAACUAAAACAACAACAAUAACAACCCCAACUCCAACAGCAACAGGAAUAUUACAACAAAAUAAUAACAAUAAUACAAAAUGUCAAUUUGAAUUUCCAAUGCAAUGUCAAUAUAAAUCAAUAUUAAUUCACUCAAAAGGUCAAUCAAAUAAAAAUCAAAUCGUUUAUCUUUUUGGUAGUGAAGGUUGUGGAAACCUUACAAAUUCAAUUUCAAUGGAGUUACAAUGCUUAAACGGUAGAACUGAUUUCGAUUUAAUUAAAGUUACAAGUUGUCCAUCAUUUAUAAAUAAUACUGAUUCUUCAAAUUCAACUGAACCACCUCUUUUAAAUUUUCCAUUUAAUUAUACAAUUUUAAAUCAAACUUAUUCAAAUAGUUCAAAAUUAAAUGGUGGUUGUGAAUUUUUAAUACAUUAUAUAUUAAAAAAUGAUAGUUAUACAUUUAAUUUAGCAAAUUUUUCAACAAAUGUUCAAAUUGAAUAUAUAAAUUCAAAACCAAAUUUAUUUAUUAAAUAUUGGAUACCAAAUAGUAAUGAUACAUUUCCAAAUGGUACUAGAAUACCAAUUGGAGGAUUAUUGAUUGUUCAAUAUAAUGAUAGAUAUUUUUCAACAUCAAUACCAUCGGUUGUUUGCUCAGUUGCACCUGAAAAACUUUAUCUAUCACCAAGAUUUAGUGUACUAUAUCCAUAUAAACAAUAUUACCCAUUAUAUGAAUAUGAUGCUAUAUCAUUUUAUCAAAGAGGUGUUUCUUCUUCUUUUUAUUCUUCUUCCUUCUCCUCUUCUUCUUCUUCCUUCCAAAAUAAUAUUUUUACAUCAAGUAGUUUUGAAUAUGAUCAACCAGGUAGAGAACUUCAAGGUGCUUAUUAUUCAAUGGUUUUAGAGACAGUUUCACCAAUUUACUCAAUUGAAAAGAAAUUUAAAUUCUUAUCAAAUGAUGCAAAGUUUGUAGCUUAUAGAGAUUAUAAAUCUUCUUCAUUUAAUAAUAAUAAUAGUAAUAGUAGUGCUUAUACAACCAUUCAAACUAUUGUAAUAUUUAAAUUGAUUUCACCAUCUGUUGUAAAUACAGUUGUUAAUGGAAGUAGUAAUAGUUAUCAAAAUUAUACUUAUUUUGGAUCAAGAUUACCAACUAUAACAUUGGAAGUUUCAUAUCCAUCCAAUACCUAUAUUCCAAACCAAUAUUUUAAUUUAAUCAAUCCUUUCGUUUCAUCACAAUCAACUAAUUUCACAUUUAAAUUAACUUCAUAUCAAGGUACAGUGGUUUAUGAUGGUAAGAAUGUGUCAUUAACAAAUAGUACAAGAUAUUCACAAUUUGAAUUUGAACUUACAGAUACUUCAAUUGAUGAUAAUAAUAACAAAAAUAAUAAUAAUCGUUUCAAUUAUUUAAGAGAUGAUUUUGCAACACCAAGAAUGAAAUACAAUGGUGUGGAUUCAAAUACAUUACAUAUCCUAUAUGGUGAUGAGAAUAGAGUUUGUUAUUAUGGUUAUGUAAAUCCUUCAAAAUAUGUGCAAUAUAAUCUUAGUGAUUUGUUUGAUGUACAAUUAUAUACUUUUAAUUUCUCUUUUGAAUCUAUACCUAUUCCUCAAACAACUUUAAAUCCUUCACCUUUAUCUGCUCCACCACCAUCAUUAUUAUCAUUACCAUCUACAAAAUUAUUAUUAACUGAAAAUAGUACAAUUAUAACUAAUAGUACUGAUAAUGGUAAUACAACAACAACAACAACAACAACACCAAUAGAUGGCAUUAAUCAUAGUAAUAGUAGUAGCAGUAGUAAUAGCACUGAUAGUACUAUUAAUAAUGAUAGUUCUCAAAAUGGAACUUUACCAACAGAUAGUUCAAGUGGUAAUAAUACCACCACCAGUAGCAGUAGCAACAACAGUUCUCAAAAUGAAACUUUACCAACAGAUAGUUCAAGUGGUAAUAACGGUAGUAGUAGUAGUAGUAAUAAUAGUAGUAGCAGUAGUAAUAAUAAUAAUAGUAGUAGUAGUAGUAGUAGUAGUAGUAGUAGUAGUAGUAGUAGUAGUAGUAGUAGUAGUAGUAGUAGUAGUGAUGAUAUUAGUAAUAGUAGCGAUGAUGAUAAUAGUGGUGGUAAUACUCAAACAAAUUAUACAUCAACAAUAUCAAAAUUUUUAGAUUAUAGAUCAAAACAAAUUUUAAUUGAAAAUGUUUCUCGUUUACCUCAAAUCACUACUCAAAGAAAAGCUGUUGGUUAUCAAACUGAAAUUUAUAAUAGUUCAGCACAAUUAUUUAUGAUAAACUUUAGAUUGGAUUAUCAUAGACAAUUGUUAAAAGUACAAUUACAACCAUUUGAUUUUGUAAUCAAUCAAUAUCCUUAUGGUAUGGUUUAUAGAAAUCCAUACAAUCCAAAUGAUUUCAAUCAUUCAAUUACAAAAUUAUUACCACAUUAUACACAUAAUGAUUCAUUAUUCAUAGUAUAUAUGGUUGAUGAAACUGUACCAUUAAUUUCAAUGCAAUCCAAUCUAACGAAACCUAUUAAAAUUAUUGACUCAAGUUUAACUGGUUUGGCUUAUAUACCUGGAAAUGGUACCACCAGUAGUAGUAUUCGUCAAUAUUCAAAUGAAUAUAGAUAUGUCGAUGAAAAACCACCAUCAUUAUUAGCAGUGUCAAUUAAAACAUUGGAUUAUAUGAAUGCAAUCUUACACAUUGAUGCAUGUGAUAAUUUAUCAGGUGUUGGUAUUAUUAAAGUUGGUCAAGUCACUUUUACCUCUUCAGAUUUAGUUAAAGGUACAGUUUUUAAUGGUUCUUUUGAAAAGUAUUUAAAUUAUUUCAACUUUCCAAAUUAUCAUGAGAUUAUAUUGAUUGAUAAUGUUGGUAAUCAAAAAAUUGUACCUUAUCAAACAAAUUGGCCAAUAGUUGAACCUGGUUCAAUUUAUGCAAUUGAUUUUAUAUUAAGUUCAAAUGGAACAAAUAAUAAUAAUAAUAAUAGUAAUAUUAAUAAUAGUGAUAGUGAUGAUAAUAAUAAUAAUGAAGAUAAUGAAGAUAGUAAUAAUGAUAAACUUGAUGAAUCAAGUAAUAGUGAUGGAUAUAUUUAUACAGUAGUAUUAAAAUAUUCAAAUUCAUUAAAUGGAAAGAAUCCUUCAUUGAAUGAUUUAUCAUUUACACCUGGUUUUCAAUUCUUUUAUAAUAGUAAUUCAGCAUCUAAAUUUUUAAAAUCACCAUCAAAUUAUUUACUAAUGAAAUGGAGUUCACAAUAUAGAGGUUAUGUAGUUGAUUUCUAUUUACCAUCUUAUCUAUCGAAUCAAGCCAUUCAAUAUCAAAUCAUUUCAUCUGGUAAAGUGUAUGAUACUUCUUCAUUGACUUCAUUGUUGGGUUAUAAAGCAGCGGUUUUCAAAUCAAUUAGACAACUUAAAUAUGAUACGAUGCCACCAAUUGUUAAACAAAUCAAAAGAACUCCAGAGAAUGGCAUAAAGUAUCCAAAUCAAAAUGAUGAUGGUACCACCAUAGCAUGGGAGAUUCAAAUACUUGAUACAAGUGGUUUCCAAUCGGGUAAUAUCACAUUUACAAGUGAAUUUGAUUUGGUUGGUUAUUCUACAUUUUUCACAUUGGCUAAUGCAGAGGAACAACUAUCAAAUCCCACCACUCCAACAUUUAAAUUCUCAAUUCCAAAGAGUAGCUCAGUUUGGUGCAGAUCACAUACCUAUAGAAUUUCAUCACUAUCAUUGUUGGGAAUGGAUGGACAAUAUAGUACCACACUAAAUGAUUUAACCGAUUAUAUUAAUCCAUUCUCUUGGUUAGGUUCAAAUUUAACAGAGAUUGAAAUGAAAUAUUCCAUUAGAAUUCAAUGUCCAACCGAAAAGAUUUUAGAUGUAACUCCACCACUACUUUAUGGUUUCACAACUUCAAUUAAAACUUCAAUCGAUGUUGGUUCAUUGAAUAGAACAUUGCUAGUUUCAUUCAGAAUUGAAGAUGCACAAUCUGGUAUUUCUUCAAAUCAUAUACCAAUCGUUUAUUUAGAGAAUUCAAGAGGUGAGAAAUAUGAUUUCAAAUGUUUACAAAAUUCAAAUUCAACAAUUCAUACAGCCUAUUAUUACGUAGAGAUUGAGGUACCAUUUGGUUUUGGUAUACCCGAUGGUUUAAUGUUAUCGGUUUAUGGUGUAUCUGAUAAUAUGUUUAAUAUAGCGGGUUGGUCAGCUUAUCAAUUGAAUAAAACCUUUUCAUUCAUUCAAACCACCUAUAGUGCAAUACCAAUCAUUUCAAAGGCCUCCUAUAAUCCAGUUACAAAUACUCCCCUAACUAUAUUUGGUCAUAAUCUUCAAUCACAAAUCUCUGAGGAUUAUUCAAUACUUGUGGAAAUUGAUUUUGGUAAUGGUUACAUUCAACAAGAGGUUACAUUUAAAUCUGGUUUACUAUUAACCAUUUAUCCAACCAAUACGACUAGCUCUAAAUUCUUUGUAAAGGUAACCGUUGAUGGAAUUGAAAGUAAUAAAUUCUUGGUAACACCUUUUAUACCAAAUGAAACCAAUAAUAGUGAUCCAUUCGUUUGUCCAAAUGAUUGUGGUGGUAUUAUUAAAGGUGAAUGUGAUACUGAUGUAGGUUGUAAAUGUAAUGCAGGUUAUACUGGUGCCGAUUGCACUUCCACUCCAAUAGCAUUGGAUCCACCCCAUAUCAAUGUAUUGGAACCCUCAAUUCUAUUGGAAACUAGUAAUCGUAUCUCCUCUCUAAUAUCAGUCGUGGGUAUAAAUGAAAUCGAUGAAACCGGUUCAGUCUAUAAAUCUUAUCGUUUCAAUGAUAAAAGUUGGAAAUUCUCAAAUAAAAGUAAUGCAAACUCUCUCUAUCAUUUUAGUUAUGUAACCACCUUUGCUACUGAUAAUGGUUUCUUGACAAAUUUAACAGCAUCUUUACGUUUUUAUGAUCAAUCGGAGAUUAAUGACCUCAAUGUAGCCUUUGCUGAUCUCUCCUAUAAAGUGAAUCCAUCCUCUUUGAAAUACUCUUUCCGUCUAUCGAAAUAUUCCUUCAAGAAUGAUCAAUCUUAUCUACAAUUAAUUAUGGAAGCUUCUAUUGAAUCAUCGAGUCAUAGUGAUGUUUGUUCUUGUAAAGAGUAUGGUGAUGAUAGUACAGGCUCGGAAUAUUUAAAACUUCAAGUCAAUGGUCAAGCUUUAUAUGCUCGUUUCUUAAAAAGACAACUCAUCAAUAGUAAAAUAACAAAAACUACAAACUCUUUCCUCUCUCCAAUAACAACCGAUAUACCCUAUAGAAGUUACUCUUUGAUUGGUAUCAAUGUACCCUACUACUCUACAAAAGCAGAAUUGGAUCCAGAUUUCACUAUGGUUUUAGAAGUAAACACAGCUUCUUCAAAACUUAAUCCAACUUGUACAAACUUUGGUCUCACUAAAGCUCAAAUCUCUGCAAUCAUAGCUGGUGUUGUAAUUUUUGUUAUUGCUUUGAUCUCUCUAACCAUCAUUUUAGUUGUAAGAAAAUAUAAAAAAGGUGGUAUCACAAUUUGUUCUAAAAAACAAUUAAAAUCAAAAACAAUUAAAAAUAAGAAAUUAGGUAAAAUUAAAAUGGAAAGAUUAAAUUAA
Dictyostelium discoideum AX4 is the source of this 6369-nucleotide messenger RNA. RefSeq lists its product as hypothetical. The record is from RefSeq and is a predicted model, not a curated record. Lineage: Eukaryota; Evosea; Eumycetozoa; Dictyosteliales; Dictyosteliaceae. The transcript is spliced from 2 exons. Bases 1 to 6369 code for a protein of 2122 amino acids.